Aspergillus mulundensis is the source of this 636-nucleotide messenger RNA. RefSeq lists its product as uncharacterized. NCBI's taxonomy places the organism in Eukaryota, Fungi, Ascomycota, Eurotiomycetes, Eurotiales, Aspergillaceae. The record is from RefSeq and is a predicted model, not a curated record. The transcript has 3 exons. Bases 1 to 636 code for a protein of 211 amino acids.
AUGGCUCACUCGAGCAUGCUUGAUCUUUCUGUAAUUCAAGAUACCGCUCCAGACCUUGAAUUUCCCGCAGUGCUGGAUAGAUUUCUCCAGCAAUUCGACCAGAUGGAUGAUUUGUUCUGGGUUGACGGGCAUUGGAGUCGAAUGCUUCUCGUCUGUGCAGUCAAGCUUCAAAGAGAUAUCCUGCAAGCCCUAGAUCAAACCACUAUUACCGAUUUGUCUAGCCAGACUACGGUUAUUGCCCUGGCCCGACUUUCCUUUCGGCUGCUGGAUUCUCAUGAUGCACAGCACUGGCCGACUGUCUUGCAUGUACUUGCGAUCCCCAAGUCCACCCGCGAAACACUGCACAUUGAUGACCAGCUGUUAGCUCCAGUAAGGGAGGCAGCCUACUCGCUGGAUCCACUCCUCAACGACCUUACCCGUUACUUCUAUGUUUGCACAAAAGGCGGUAUCAUCAUGAGCCAUCGCUGGGUUGAACGGAGCUAUGCGGAACAGAUCAGUCAUUGCCCGGUGGCUUUGGAAGCCGCCCGCAAGAUACAUGAUAUAUGGGUGCUAGACGUCGACGAUAUAACAACAUUCCAGAGCCCAGAGGUGGUGGAUCGCUCUGGCUUCGUGCAAAAUGACUUUAUCCCGGUGUAA